AUGGUACAGAGAGGGACUCCAGAAUCAAAAGCAGAUUGGUGGUCGCUCUCGCGUUCGUCCGCGGAUUCGCUUGGAAGAGAGAGGGUCGGUGCGAGGACGGGGGUAAGGUCCGCCGAGAUUGGUCUAAAGCAGCCUGCGAAGACCCACAGUGCGGCACAACUCGACCGUAGGGGGACAGUCGGGAAGAGAGUCGCCGGGGCGAGGCAGAGUUCUGGGGAAGUGUCCAGCGCGUCGGCUAAACGAUCGGGCGGGAGGUUCCGGCCGCCAGAUGUGGACGAGCAAGAGCCGUUCCGGUCGGCAAAUUCUUCUCCCGGCGGACGACUCUCAUCCCACGAGUCAGCGGAACUUCAAACGGAGGAACCCUGCUCAAAACGCCGCCGCGGGGGUCCGGUUUGGCCCGGCGAUCCACCCCCCCAGAGCGAAACCCCGUUCCCCGCCGAUGCGCCGGAGUGCGGGCCGCUGACGAAGCCUUCAGGUUUUCGGCGACGCCGGGGCGGAUCCCCGCGCUUUCCUGUCGCCGCGGAUACGCCAUGGAACGGAAUGCCGGAACGGCGGAAUGGCGCCGAAGCCUGGCGUUUGCAGGAUAUAAGCGACGAGAAAAGCCCGGUAGAAACCACCGGGGUGCUUGGUGAUCGGAGGGCACCGUCAGGCCGUUUUGAUCGUAGCGAGCUUUGCUUGAGAAGGGAUGCCCCGGUUAGUGCAAGUUGGCCAGUCGAGCUGCAGUUCGGUACGGGAAGCGAGUACCCGGUUCUGGAGGAACGCUCCGGUACGAACGCCGCAGUUAGCGGGGCUGAGGCGCCUUGCAAACCGGGUUACCGCGAAAUCUACCCCCUGCCAAAGGACGGGGUUAACGAGUCACACCGUGGGUUUGAUGAACUGAACGCGGCGGUCAAUGGUCCUAAUGCUGGGGUUAACACUCCUAACCACGGGGCUGAUGACCCGGACGGUGGGCUUGACGACCUGACCUCGUCAAUAACCGCACUCUUGACCGACCACAUGCACGCGCUUGUCGACGCGCAGGAAGCGCAGCUCGCCGGAACGGCGGACUCCGGUCGAUGCCCGGUAGAGCUUUCCCCGGGGCAGGUCGCGAAGAUUCUGGAGCGGCAGGGGCAGAUGAGGGCCGCUUUGGAUUAUUUCAGAACCCUAACCGGUUCAGAACCAACCGUGUUAAGCCCGUCGACCGGGGAGAACUACUCUUCCACCGGACAGCCCUCUCUCAACGGAACCCAGUCCUAUGCCCCGGAGCCGGCUUGCCCCGAGAAGUGGGGAGCGGUUGGGGGGAUCAAAAGCGGGUUACGUGAGCGGGUUACUGGGCCGGAAACCCGGUUUGGUGGCGAGUCGCCGUCCCCUUAUACGGGGACGACGCGAUCGUCCGGUUUGGCGGUCACUCCGAACGGUUGGGUAGAACCGGUUCAGGGCCCUCUCUUCGUUCCGCUCGUCGGCCGGUUUCCGCCAGAUGCGCUGGCGGAACCGCCGAAGGACACGUGGCAGCUUACAGAGACUGGCGAAUGGGGCGAGUGGAACGCGCAGGGACACGUGGAAGGCCCUUGGGACCCCUUUGGGGCUCUCCUGUCAGUGAGCCGAUCGGAAUGAGAAGCUGUUGAAAACUUCGCGAAGUCGAAGGAGAUUUGAAAUCGGUGUACAUUUUACGGCAGGUUUUGAGAGUUCGGAGGGUGGCUUCUAGAUGCGAAGAGGUUUAUUGAGGUCUCGUGACUGGAGUUUAUUUACAUCUUAGAAGCCGGAAUAUAUGUUUGUAAGAGUGUAAACUUAAAGUAAGCGGAGUCCGGCGGUGCGACCGGAUUGCUUUGGGCUACGUCAAGCGACGAGAACCAUUUGAGACCUAUUUACUUCCAUUUAAGGCCUAUUCUCUAAAGCAGCGGAACUGGAGAGCUAGUUGGGCGGGGUGCAAGCUCUAUUCGCGAACGUAGCCAUAAUAUUUACAGUGUAGGGUCAAGACAAAUUGAGAUGAUUUAAGCGACGCAGCUGAUUGCUUCCCAAGAUUUGGUGUUUGCGGCUGGCAGCUUCCCAAGCAAAGACUUCCACAAAUUUGAAAGCAGAGGACGUUACGCGUGGCAGUUGAGCGAACUUGAGGACACGUGGCAACAAUCCAGAGGGUUCCGCAACUUCUUCGGCCCAGUC
This is a messenger RNA of Klebsormidium nitens, 2139 nucleotides long. The record is from the annotation of a GenBank genome assembly. Lineage: Eukaryota; Viridiplantae; Streptophyta; Klebsormidiophyceae; Klebsormidiales; Klebsormidiaceae.